Messenger RNA from Zootoca vivipara (common lizard), 1056 nucleotides. It is a transcript of the gene ASMT, whose product is annotated as acetylserotonin O-methyltransferase. Gene Ontology annotation, molecular function: protein dimerization activity; O-methyltransferase activity. The record is from RefSeq and is a predicted model, not a curated record. NCBI's taxonomy places the organism in Eukaryota, Metazoa, Chordata, Lepidosauria, Squamata, Lacertidae.
GUGCAGUGAACAAAAAUGAGCUCCGCAGAGGACCUCGAAUAUCCUCGUCUCUUAAUUCAGUACCAGAAUGGAUUUUUCAUAUCAAAGGUGAUGUUUGCUGCCUGUGAGCUGGGAGUAUUUGAUCUGCUGAGAGAGUCGGAAGAUCUCUUGACCUCAAAGGCCAUUGCAGAGCAGCUGGGCUGCAGCUUCCAGGGAAUGGAGAGGUUGCUAGAUGCCUGUGUGGGUUUAAAGCUGCUGAGAGCAGAAGUGAAAAAGGAAGGAGCAUUUUAUGGAAACACGGAAAUAUCAAAUCUCUACCUCACAAAAUCAAGUCCGAAGUCUCAGUAUCAUAACUUGAUGUACUAUUCUAAAACCAUCUAUUUGUGCUGGCACUACUUGACAGAUGCUGUGAGGGAGGGGGAAAACCAAUAUGAGAGAGCAUUUGGCAUUUCAUCAAAAGACGUCUUCGAAGCACUUUACAGAUCAGAGGAAGAAAUGAUAAAAUUCAUGUAUGGAUUGAAUGCAAUUUGGAGCAUAUGUGGCAGAGAUGUGAUAGCUGCAUUUGAUCUUUCUUCGUUCCCUGUCAUAUAUGAUCUUGGAGGAGGCGCUGGUGCUUUAGCCCAGGAAUGUGUUUCACUAUAUCCAAAUUGUUCAGUCACAAUUUUCGACCUGCCUAAAGUAGUACAGACAGCAAAGAAGCAUUUUGUGUCCUCUGAGGAACAGCGGAUCACUUUUCACGAAGGAGAUUUUUUUGCAGACCCAGUUCCAGAAGCUGACCUGUAUAUUUUGGCAAGGAUCCUCCAUGAUUGGGCAGAUGAGAAAUGUGUGCAGCUUCUCAAAAAAGUGCAGAAGGCUUGCAAAACUGGUGGCGGCGUUUUACUAGUCGAAACACUUCUGAAUGAAGACAGAAGCGGGCCUUUGGAAAGCCAGCUCUAUUCCAUUAAUAUGUUGGUUCAGACUGAAGGGAAAGAGCGGACCCCUGCCGAGUACAGCAGCCUCCUCACCGCAGCUGGCUUCAGGGAGAUUGAAAUCAAGAAAACUGGAAAGCUGUAUGAUGCCAUUUUAGGAAGAAAAUAA